Molecule: messenger RNA, 1374 nt
Organism: Penicillium egyptiacum
Lineage: Eukaryota; Fungi; Ascomycota; Eurotiomycetes; Eurotiales; Aspergillaceae
Source: the annotation of a GenBank genome assembly
AUGGCGGACGCAGACGAGGACCUCAUUCACGCCCCUGCGAAUGCCUCUGCACAGCCCGAGGUCGACCUGUCCGAUGAGACGCAAGACUUCCGCUUCUUGAACCAUUUAAAUUUCUUUGCCGAUUCAUCUCCCGGUAUCCCGCGCCGCGGCGAGAAGGACUUUGAGCCUAAUCCGACAGAACUUCAAGCCGAUGUGCUCUCCGCUUCGCGAGGUGCUAUGCACAAUGCGCUCUCAUACCCCCGUCUCCACGGUGCCAAAACUCGUGUCAUAGCUUUCUACGCACCCGACGGGUAUGUUCCACCAGCUCAACCCGGUCGCGCGAAACCGAAAGCUGGCGGAGAGGACGGAAAGGAAGACGGAAAGAGCUCGGAGUCUACACCCAAACCCGCCAGGCCUUUGCCCAAUUCCGCCAGGAUAUCCCCCGACGCAUGUGUCUACGUGCCCAGCCCGAAGGGACAGUUCUUCAAGACAAUGGGGCAGGCAGACUCGUCGAGCCGUGUUUGGCUGUUGCCAGAGGAAGCCUUAUAUCUUAUUGAGCGAGGAAGUCUAGAUAUUAGAUGGCCCAGCCCAUCUGCGUCCGCUGCCGGUCCAGGAGAAGAAGACCUGUCCGUCCCGAUGAGCCUGCAGGCUGCAUAUACAUGCUUCAUGGGCCGCGGUGGUCUGACCCUUGAACGGUACUCCGUUUAUACUGGUCUCAAGCGUCUGGGCUAUGCGCUCUUUCGAGCUCCUGGAUGGUGCGACGACAUGGAGCAGCAAGAUGCGGCUGUUUCAGAUGCUAGCGAACUAACGUCACCGGAGCUUCAUGGCCCCGGCUUGGCUGGUAUGCUUGGGUCACUUUUCAACUGGAUCCAUGACCCUCGCUCGACGGCCUCUACGGCAACUGGCCCUAUCAUCGGCACCGGCAUUCACCGUCAUUACAUGGAUGUAUACCGCAAGCUCGCCAUCAUCCCCUGGUAUGACCCAGUCACCGCGCCCGAAAGACACCCCUCUGAUACUACACCACCCUUCCGCGUCGUGUUCCACAUCUACAAGCCCUCAACCCCCCUCAAAAAGUCCGCACUUCCAACUCCAGACUUCCGCAUCGCGGUCGUCAGCACACGCGACCAAACGACCAUGCCCACUAUGACAGAGCUCGGUGCUUUGCUCGAAAGCACACCACUUGAUCCCCCGCGUGGGGAGAAAAUGGACCGUAUGAUGUACAUGAGACUGCGACACGGAUACCGCAAUGUCGUCAUGGCUGUCGUUGAUCAGGGUGUGGUUAGUUACUUGCGAAUUGCUGAUUCGGCGUUCGGGAAGGAGAAGCUUUAUGAGAACAAAGGUGGACCUCAGGGUCCUAAGCGGAAUCGUACAAAUCAGAAGCCGAGGAAACGUUAA